Trematomus bernacchii (emerald rockcod) is the source of this 3038-nucleotide messenger RNA. It is a transcript of the gene ugp2b, whose product is annotated as UDP-glucose pyrophosphorylase 2b. The record is from RefSeq and is a predicted model, not a curated record. NCBI's taxonomy places the organism in Eukaryota, Metazoa, Chordata, Actinopteri, Perciformes, Nototheniidae. Gene Ontology annotation, cellular component: cytoplasm. Gene Ontology annotation, molecular function: UTP:glucose-1-phosphate uridylyltransferase activity. Gene Ontology annotation, biological process: UDP-alpha-D-glucose metabolic process; glycogen metabolic process.
CACUUUAUGUGGAAGGUCUGAAUAAAGGAGCGGCCAACGGGGGGAUGGCUCAGUUCCAGGAAAUGAUGCGGCAGCAGCUGGAGAGCUCGAUGAACGCAGAGCUGGAGAAACUGCUGGACAGCACCAAGGGCUCAGAUAGAGAGGUGUCCAGGAAAGACUUUGAGGGUUUCAGGAAUCUUUUCCAAAGAUUUCUGCAGGUGAAGGGACCUUCAAUAGAGUGGAUCAAGAUACAAAGACCUCCAGAAGACUCGAUCCUGCCCUACGAGAGGAUCUUGGGCCGCGGCCUGCCGGACAGCGUGGCCGACUGCCUGAACAAGCUGGUGGUGGUGAAGCUGAACGGAGGCCUGGGGACCAGCAUGGGCUGCAAGGGCCCCAAGAGCCUGAUCAGCGUCCGCAACGAGAACACCUUCCUGGACCUCACCGUGCAGCAGAUAGAGCACCUGAACAAGACCUACAACACAAACGUGCCGCUGGUCCUCAUGAACUCCUUCAACACGGACGAAGACACAAAGAAGAUCCUGCAGAAGUACACACACCACCGCGUCAAGAUACACACCUUCAACCAGAGCAGGUACCCUCGCAUCAACAAAGAGUCGCUCCUCCCGGUCUCCACCAGCCUCAGCAUGACGGGGCAGAGUGCAGAGGGCUGGUACCCCCCGGGGCACGGAGACAUCUACGCCAGCUUCUACAACUCGGGGCUAAUGGACCAGCUGAUCGCUCAGGGCAAGGAGUACAUCUUCGUGUCCAACAUCGACAACCUGGGCGCCACCGUGGACCUCCACAUCCUGCACCACCUGGUCAGCCAGCCCAACGGCAAGCGCUGCGAGUUCAUCAUGGAGGUGACGGACAAGACGCGCGCCGACGUCAAGGGUGGCACGCUGAUCCAGUACGAAGGGAAGCUGCGUCUGCUGGAGAUCGCCCAGGUGCCCAAAGCCCACGUGGACGAGUUCAAAUCGGUUUCAAAGUUCAAGAUCUUCAACACCAACAACCUGUGGAUCUCUCUGCCCGCCAUCAAGAGGCUGCAGGAGCAGAAGGCCAUGGACCUGGAGAUCAUCGUCAACCCCAAGACGCUGGACGGCGGGCAGAACGUGGUCCAGCUGGAGACGGCGGUCGGGGCGGCCAUUAAAUGUUUCGAUAACGCUCUGGGCAUCAACGUGCCGCGCAGCCGCUUCCUGCCGGUGAAGACGACCUCCGACCUGCUGCUGGUGAUGUCCAACCUGUACAGCCUGGACGCCGGCUCGCUCACCAUGAGCCCCCGCAGAGAGUUCCCCACCACGCCCCACGUGAAGCUGGGCAGCUCCUUCACCCAGGUCCAGGAGUAUGUGAGUCGCUUCGAGAGUAUCCCUGACAUGCUGGAGCUCGACCACCUGACCGUGUCCGGAGACGUCACCCUCGGGAAAAACGUUUCACUGAAGGGCACCGUCAUCAUCAUCGCUAACCACGGGGAUCGCAUUGAUAUUCCAGCCGGCUCCAUGCUGGAGAACAAAAUCGUUUCUGGAAACCUGCGCAUCAUGGACCACUGACGCCUUCUUCACACACUAAAACACCCUCAUCAUGUGACCUUGUCAGCUUUAUCCCAGUCAUGUGACCUGUUUCCUGACAGCGCGAGAGGAGGAUGAUUGAUUGCAUCUGCAGUGCUGCUUUUGAAGCCGGGAUACGGCGCCCUCUGCAGGCUGUUUACUAUAUCUUAUACACCUUAAAAAGUGUUAAUACCUUAAAGCUGUCAUUUUAAAUAAUGACCUGUAUCCAUGAUAGAUAGAACAACCAACAAUCUGAUUUUGACUGUUAGUUCCUGCCAAAAAGGACUAGCUCAAAAAAACAGAAACAAGUAGAUUUGUAUUGUCAUCUUUAUGUGCUCCUAUAGCACUGCUAAUGCAAUCACAUAGUGUUCUUACAUGAGGGGUGAAGUGAUGGAAGAGUUUAACCAUUUAUUUAAAUCGCAAAGACCUCCCUGUAGUGGCAAUUCAACAGCAAAUCACACUGCUGGAGUACAUUUUAGCGUCCAAAACACCGAAACAAAUCGACAUAAAUAAUACAAACUUACAUUUUUAUAUGUUUGAGGUUUGUUUGAGGUUUGACUGGUGCUGUUUUCAAUAUUUAAUCUUGUUGUCCCGUCUUCUUUCUAAUGUAUAACUGCAGCAUUUGGGGAAUUAUUGCCAGUAGUGGAUGAAAACACACAUUGAUUUGCAUUUCCUUUGUGAAAAUUGAGUUUGUUUAGUCUGUUGUCUCUUGUAGUAAAAAUGAACUGAAAGUAGGUUAGUAAAUCUGAGUGAAAUUGAUAAUUGUUUUCAGUGACAUCUGGAACAUAUUGCUAGUCAAAUUUAACAUUUUUAAUAUGAAUAUUUGAAUCAGAGCAGCUUCAGUUUUUACAUGACUGCAAUAAAUAAUUACUUUUACAACCAUCUAGAAUCAAGUCUUAAGUGACGUUUGUGCUGAAAAAUGAAUAGUUAACUUCCUUCCAGAGCAAAGUGUAAAUAAGACUUCUUCUGGAUAUUUUCCAGGUUAUUUUGACUGAAAAUCUCCCGAGGGUUUGUAAUUCAGAGAAACUAGCGUGUGUCUCUCCGCUGUAAUGAUCCAUAUCCAGGCACGACUCCAAUGCCAUGAAAUAAUAUGUAAUAACUGAUAUAUAACGUUAAAUUAAAGGUCUUUCUUUGUUAUGUCCCUGCGUGAUGUUGUAGACCAUGAGAAAUACCACAAUGUGUAUUAUUUUUGUUGUUGUUCCAGUUGCUCACAUUGUGAUGUGUGAAACCUCAUGCCUGCACUUCAGUGUCAAAUCUCACCUGUCACCUCUGUCCACCUUCAUGGAGCAUUAACCUUCACACAGCAAAGACAGGAGGUGCAACACACACACACACAUACACACACACAUACACACACACACACUCACGGUAGACAUGUUAAAAAUACAAAAUGUGAAGUGUGAGAAUACUUGAGAUGGGUCCACGGACCGAAAGCCUGAAAGCAAUAAGUGUUGAUCUGUGACGGAGGACUCAGUUCUGCCUCCUCAGAGCUGAAUAAAGUGCAAUAUGAAAUAAUGA